This is a messenger RNA of Caretta caretta (loggerhead turtle), 1049 nucleotides long. It is a transcript of the gene UBE2B, whose product is annotated as ubiquitin conjugating enzyme E2 B. NCBI's taxonomy places the organism in Eukaryota, Metazoa, Chordata, Testudines, Cheloniidae. The record is from RefSeq and is a predicted model, not a curated record.
GGGGCCUGUGACUUUCCCUCCCCCAGGCGGAGGGAGACGCCAUUGCAGGGUUGUUUGUGCCGCCGCCGCGGGCUGGGGAGGGAGACCGCCGCGCUGUGAGCGGUGCUGAGGCUCCUGGGGACAGGGACUCUUUUCCCAGAGAGGAUCAUGUCCACUCCGGCCAGGCGGAGGCUCAUGAGGGACUUCAAGAGAUUGCAAGAAGACCCUCCUGUGGGUGUCAGUGGUGCACCAUCUGAGAAUAACAUUAUGCAAUGGAAUGCAGUUAUAUUUGGGCCAGAAGGUACCCCUUUUGAGGAUGGUACUUUUAAACUAAUAAUAGAAUUUUCAGAAGAAUAUCCAAAUAAGCCUCCCACUGUUAGGUUUUUAUCAAAAAUGUUUCAUCCAAAUGUUUAUGCGGAUGGUAGCAUAUGUUUAGACAUCCUUCAGAAUCGCUGGAGUCCAACAUAUGAUGUUUCAUCUAUUUUAACUUCAAUUCAGUCUCUGCUUGAUGAACCUAAUCCAAACAGUCCUGCAAACAGUCAGGCAGCACAACUUUAUCAGGAAAACAAACGUGAAUAUGAGAAAAGAGUUUCAGCUAUUGUUGAGCAAAGCUGGAACGAUUCAUAAUAGAUGACUACUUUGUUAAUCUUCCUCCUCAUGAUCAUUGGGUACAAUUUAACACUCAGUAGAAAGGCUACCAGAAAUUUUAAGUGCCAGAAGUUCUAAGGAUUUGCAUACCAACAUGUUUGCAAAAAAAAUUAAGCCCUUCAGUUUAGAAACUUUAAAAGCUUGUGUAUCUUGAUUAAUGUACUUUUUAUUGCAUGGUAUGAACUAAGUUAUUGCUACAUAAAUUUGUAAUAUAUCCUGUUUGUAUUUUUUUCCCAAGUGUAUAAUGUUGAUGUGGAGUUUUCAUGAAAGAAUAUACACAUUUUGUAAAUCUGUACUUUUUCAAAUAUUGAAUGCCUUAUUUUUGAAUUCUUUAGAUUUUUAAAUUGGAGAAAAGCACUUAAAGUUUUUAUAUAUAAAUAUUACAUGUAAAACUGUUAAAUACAUAACCUCAGUGCAAGACA